UGAUGGCAACAUUGAAGAAGGUUUCUGCUGACGUGAUUCUGAACACGGUUAAGGAGGCAGCUGCGCGAGUAUUGGUGGCGGAGAGGAAAGUCAGCCAUCUUCAGUACAACUUGAAAGUUACCAAGGACGAUUCUCUCCGAAUGAUGCUACUCUUGAAACAAACAAUUAAUUCCAAGAUCACUGAAGCAGAGAAUAUGGCAUUGAGUCAUCAAGAAAGGAUUGAAGAACUCGAAGGAAAACUCAAUACUGCUGAGGAUACAAUAGAAGACCUUAGAGCAGAAUUGAAAGAGAUUAAUGAAAAGAUGGAUAAGAUGAAUAACUCUUAUCGAAAUGAUUGUACUAAACUGGUGCAUGCCUAUCAAAGAGUAAAAGGGAAAAGUUCACAUACUUUGAAGCCUCAAAUUCUUAGAAGUUUCCAUAGAAGAAUGAGAAGGAGAAGAAUCUUUAGUAAAUGCAGAUCACUUCUGAAGCCAUGUCAAACUUCUGAAGAUGGACUAAGAACUGAUCAGAUAAGUUCAGUUGUUGAAACAAAAACUCUAAGCCCGUUGGAUAUGUUUUCUGAACCUAUAUUAACAGGUUCUUCAGGAGAUGACUCAUGUUUGGUGGAUGUGGUUGUAAUGGAAGAACAAGCUAUUGAGGACACUGCAUUGGUUGAUGUGGAUAUAUCUUUAGAAGAUGUGGAAAAAUCUAAUCAGAAUGGUGUAUGCAAUCCACUGGAUGUGAAUUCCCAAUCAAAAGUUGUACAAGUUAUGGAAAAUAAACAAAGAGACAGUUUUAAACUUCCAAAGCAGCUCACAUUCAACAGAAAGCGUAGAAGAGAUUAUACUCUCGGUAGAUCUUUUGCAGAGACUAGUAAGAAGAUUCGGACAACAGGAAAAGAAAAUGAUCCAGAAUCAACAAUUUCUGAGUUAAAUCAGAAAUCAUCUAGAGUCAAUAGAAGAUUGGUGCAAAUUGCUCAUCAGCUUCUAUCUUUGUCUCGGGAGAGCCGUUGAUGAAGCAGGAUCAAGAACAAUGUUGGUUACCCUAUACAAUUUGUAGACCUUUCAGAAGCUCAAGUAACCAAUAUUUCUAAGGGUACAACUUUUUUAUGUUUACAACAAUUUAUUGCCUUCAGUACUAUAAAUAUUUUGUGGUUCCUAGUACUCUAAGUAGGAGCUUUUAUUUUUAGACCAAAGAUCAAUUUGAAAUAUUUUUGAAAAUAAUCUUGUGGAUUGAGUUUAUUUGUUACUUUGGUAAACAAUAUGUAUCUUGACAUAUUUUCAUUUAGUAGAAAUAUUUAUGC
Messenger RNA from Impatiens glandulifera, 1282 nucleotides. RefSeq lists its product as uncharacterized. Bases 3 to 992 code for a protein of 329 amino acids. The record is from RefSeq and is a predicted model, not a curated record. The transcript has 3 exons. Lineage: Eukaryota; Viridiplantae; Streptophyta; Magnoliopsida; Ericales; Balsaminaceae.